AUGUCAAUAUGGUCCAACCUCCCCGAGUCGCGACGAGCAACGCAUGAUGAGACGGCAGGGGUGCUGCCUACUCAUUCGGCCCUCGGGAGCCCCUGCGCCGUGCACUCUGCCAAGACCCCCGAGAUCAAACACUCCGAGGUCCCCAAGAAGCGAGAGCGCUACAUACUCCCCACUGAUUACCUCAACGGGCGGACUAAAUGCCAGAAGAGAACUGGGCUGCACACGGGGGUGUUCCCGCAUGCGACCUAUGCCAUGCUCGUAAAGUCAAAUGCGACCGCAAGGAACCAUGCGCAAACUGCGUAGCGGCCAAGGCCGACUGUUUGCGGAACAGGCACAAGCGCGUGCCCCGACCCAAAGUCCGAACAGACGAAAAGAUACAGGCUCUCUUGCGGAGGCUGUCAUCCUUGGAAAAUUCGGUUCAUGCCGCUCAUCGCAGCCCGAGCCAACCCCAGGACCAUGAAGCUGUCAAUGGCUCCAUCAAGCCCAGCCCUGAAGCAAUACCAGAUCGUCCAGCCAAGAGGAAGCGUACCAGCAGCUCUCACGAGCCGUCAAUUCCUCCUACAACCCCAGAACUUGACAGUAGCUCCCAAACGACCAAAGAAGCACGCCUGCACAUCAGCAAAGAACUCUCUACCAAUGGACUACUGUCUGGCCACCAACGCUCCGUGCUGGAGACGGCCAUUUCCUUUGUUGACCAACUGUCGCACGCGCCUGCGCCAAACAUGACGGACCGCAGUACUUUUAACAAAUCCAUGCAUAACUCAACAGACAUGUCCGAGCGUGAGAUCUUCAGUGUCAUCAUAGGCAAUGAGUUCAAGGCACAAGUGGAUACCAAGGUUCGUUAUCAUACUACCGACCACGUACCAGCCAAAGCCAUUGAGAGGAUGGCGCUCGCUCUCAUGGCUGGAAAUUUGGACGAAAGAACUACAAAUCUCUACAAGGUCAUAAUCCACUUCCAAGCGGCUGCCGUCCUGUACACGAGCCUGCUGCUAGGUACCAAAAGCGAAGCAGUAACAAAGCACUAUCAGCAAAUGCAAUACGACCAUAUCACAGCCGCGCUUACGGCCUUGGACACCAUCAGUUUUAUGACCGCGCCCUCGCUUCCCUUGGUGCAGGCUCUGGUGACAGGUGCCAUGAUGAUGCAAAUCAUAGGAAAUCCAGUACAGUGCUGGGAACUCACAGCUCACGCAUCCCAAACAAUCAUAGCUCUUGGGUACCAUCAUAUCAACAAAAUGGCCCCGGAAACGGACGAGGAGCACGAGAUCUACUCGAUAGUCGCCCAUUGUGCCGAGCUCGACAGCGCCAUGAGUCUGCUGCUGCUUCGGCCGAGAUCGCUUCCCAAAUUCCAGGUCAAGAUUUACGACAUGAUGCGAGGCAAUCCAGCCAAUCCAAUGAGUGUUUUGGAGAUGCUCUACCUGCAGGACAAGAUUCUCGACUUGACCCUGGCUUCAGGUCCCAAACGAUCACCGAAUGAAAUGAAAGAGGAGGUCGCCCAGUUGAGAGCUCAAAUGAAAGACAUCUAUGUCAUGAUAGAGAAGGAGCGUCAAUUGCAUCUCAUGGACAGCAGAGCUGACGCGCUUAUACACUGUAAAAGUAUGGAGUUCAAAUACUUCUCGCUCCUAACAGCUGUCCACCGACUCAGCCCUACGGUCACGACAAAUUACAUUGAGCGCGAAGAAUGUCUACAGAGCGCGCGAAAUGCACUGGAAUGUGUCAAGAUGAUUGAACGGCUCGCCGAAUCCUUGGAUCAUUUCAUUGAAGGCUUUGACCCAUACCUCUCAUGGACCCUGCUCUCACACCCACUCUGUCCGUUCUUCGUUGUCUUCUGUAACGUCGUUGGAACCCAUAACGAUCGAGAUUUCCAGCUUCUCGAAGACGUCAUCGAUGGCAUCUCGUCACUUGUUACCGAGAACAAGUAUGUCAACCGUCUGCAUCGCCUCUGCGCAACCCUUUUGGGUCUUUGCAAGCCUCUCGUAGAGAGCCCAAGCGCACAUCACCAUAUGCAGCCGCCAGUAACCUCGGAUCCGACUGGCCAUAUGGCAGGAUAUACUACAUCAAUGCCUUUCAAUCAUGGCCCCGAUAUGUUGACUAACAACGGCGGAGAAACAAACAAUGAUGCCGUGGUUUCUUCCUGGAAUGAUGACAUGAUGUGGCAGUUGUUCCAGUCGCAACCGUCACUGGAUUGGUUCAACGCCGACAUUCUCGACCCCGCUUGGGACCUUGGUCAUGCAACUUGAAAGACGAGGUGAACAUAUGCAGCCGAAUAGCUUUCUUGGUUUCUUGGAAUAGACUUUGAUGCGGUUUAAUUUUUGGCCAUGAUUACGUGGUGGUGUAUAUAGAAGUGCUAGGUUUGGAUUCUUUGGGUGUUGCUGACGAGGACUACGGACUCAUGUAUGGUAAUCAUACAGCAUUGAAGUGAAAGGCAAUAUGGUUUCCUG
Exserohilum turcica Et28A is the source of this 2438-nucleotide messenger RNA. RefSeq lists its product as uncharacterized. The record is from RefSeq and is a predicted model, not a curated record. The transcript is spliced from 7 exons. Gene Ontology annotation, biological process: regulation of DNA-templated transcription. Gene Ontology annotation, molecular function: zinc ion binding; DNA-binding transcription factor activity, RNA polymerase II-specific. The coding region runs from base 198 to 2237 and encodes 679 amino acids. Lineage: Eukaryota; Fungi; Ascomycota; Dothideomycetes; Pleosporales; Pleosporaceae.